This is a messenger RNA of Colletotrichum costaricense, 258 nucleotides long. RefSeq lists its product as uncharacterized. The record is from RefSeq and is a predicted model, not a curated record. The coding region runs from base 1 to 258 and encodes 85 amino acids. The transcript has a single exon. NCBI's taxonomy places the organism in Eukaryota, Fungi, Ascomycota, Sordariomycetes, Glomerellales, Glomerellaceae.
AUGGGUUCUAAUUCUGAUCGUAGGUUCAGUGGAUCAUGGAAUCUGAAGACGCGCUUCGGUGCGCAGUCAAACGAGAACGCUCUCUCUCGGAUGAAGCCCAAGAUUGCAAAAGGGCCCGGCAAUCCUCCCCCCCCAGCCGAACCCGUGUUUGGACGUCUUCAAGUCACCGCUGAUGCUGAUGCCAUCAGCCAAGUCACCAACAAACGCCCCGACCAGGCAGUCGUCGACUUCAUAGUGGACGAUGCAUUUGCCUCGUAA